AUGGGUCGAGCAUCAACAGAAGGAGUGGACAACUAUGGCAACGGGGUGCAAGAGCCCCCGGUAGUUGACGCAGACGUCGUCAGGAAGGAGCAAAAGGUUACCUUUAAGGCUUGCUUGCUCGGCGGUGUUGCUAGUAUAGGUGGUUUCAUGUUCGGCUAUGUCAGUGGUCAAAUCUCCGGUUUCUUCCUCAUGCAGGAUUACGGCCACCGCUUCGGCGAGGCCGACGCCGGCGGCGGCUUCUAUUUCAGCGCUGCCCGCCAGGGCGCCAUCGUCGGUCUCCUCAGUGUUGGAUGUCUGUUCGGCUCUCUCCUCUCCGGUAAGAUGGCCGAUAUCAUCGGUCGCAAGCUCUCCAUUUCCAUCGCCGCGCUCAUUGGCGCCCUGUCCGUGCUCGUGCCCAUGUAUCAGUCCGAAUGCAGUCCGGCCAUCAUCCGCGGUAUCCUCGUUGCCUCGUACCAGCUCUUCGUCACCCUCGGUAUCUGGACCGCCGAAAUGGUCAACUGGGGCACCGAGUCGCGCACCAACUCGGCGUCGUGGCGCAUUCCCAACGAGCCCCGCUACGCCUACCGCAAAGGUCGUCGUGACGAGGCCCGCCUCACCAUGGCCAAGCUCGCGGGCGCGGACCCCCACGCCGCCAGUAUCAACAAGGAGGUCGCCGAGAUCCAGGAAAAGCUUGAUGCUGAAAAGGAUGCCAGCGACACCCACUGGCACGAGAUCUUUACCGGCCCGCGCAUGUUCUACCGCACUGCGCUCGGCAUGGUCCUGCAGGCUGGCCAGCAGCUCACCGGUGUCAACUACUUCUUCUACUACGGCACCACUGCCUUCCAGUCGACCGGUAUCAGCAACAGUUAUACCACUCAGCUUAUCCUUGGUUCCGUCAACGUCGUCUGCACCAUCGCCGGCCUGUGGGUUGUAGCCAACGUUGGCCGUAGGAAGGCGCUUAUGGCCGGCGCGGCCUGGAUGAUGGUGUGCUUCUUGAUCUACGCCUUUGUCGGACACUUUGCCCUCGACCGCGCAAACCCCAUGAACACCCCGGACCAGGUGGUGUCCUCAUCGCGUUCUCUACCGUGGUCGCUGCUUGGCCUUGGCUACCGCGUCUAA
Parascedosporium putredinis is the source of this 1098-nucleotide messenger RNA. Lineage: Eukaryota; Fungi; Ascomycota; Sordariomycetes; Microascales; Microascaceae. The record is from the annotation of a GenBank genome assembly.